AUGCGUGAUUUCUGCCUUGCAAAUAAUAACAAUACAAAAAUGGCCGAGCUCAAGUUUGAAGCACCAUUGGCACAAUUUGAGGAGUCAGAUGAAUGGGGCCCCGUUGAAUCGUAUCAACCAUCAGCGCCUCAGACACAAUCAAACCAAAUCGAUUCACUUAACUACUUGAAUAAUCUCAAAGAGAAUCUCUUGGUGAUCGAUAAUAACAACACAAUUGAUAAUUUUAAGAUGAAUGCAACAAAUAGCAUCAACAACAAUAAUAUUAACAAGUUAUUAACGAAAGAUAACAUUGACAAUUUCAAUGAAGCAUUCACCGGUAGCUUGGAAGAUUUGGUGAAUACAUUCGAUGAGAAAAUUACCAAAUGUUUCGGUAAUUACGAGCAGUCGGUGGAAGAAUUAGCACCGGUUCAGGUCCGCAGUCAAGAAGAGAUCAUGAACGAAUGCCAGUAA
Clunio marinus is the source of this 450-nucleotide messenger RNA. The record is from the annotation of a GenBank genome assembly. NCBI's taxonomy places the organism in Eukaryota, Metazoa, Arthropoda, Insecta, Diptera, Chironomidae.